ACAAUGACUCAAGCUCAAGUUGUAGCUGGGUCGAGAUGUACCGUGUCCGGUGUGUGGAGUCGCUCUGACCGCCAUCAUUGCAGAGUACAGGCCACACGUACUGCUUCGCUCACUAAGCAGCUUUCCUUCCACCGAGAGACUUCAGGAAUCAAUAUUUAAAAUAGAAACGCUUCCGGUCGGGAAUAUGUGACCAGAAAGAGCUGAAAUACAUCGAAGUGAACAUGACUCAAAGUCAGCGCUAUUCUUUGGGAAAGUCUUCGGAGAAUGUAACCUGUAGGCAAACAGUUUUUCAGAUCUGCGUCAUGAGAGCUGCACUGUGGCUCUGGACCACAGCAGUUACUGUUCUAUGUAUCACUGCAUCUGAAAAACGAAACCAAUAUGGAUGUCCGGAUAUUACUGACUGCAAAGCGAAUUUGCCUUGUCCCAUUAUCCAUCUUGACUGCAGCAAUAAAAACUUCGGAUCCCUAACAGCAGACUCCAUAUACCCCGAGAGAAACUUCGGCAAACUUAGAGAACUGUGGAUGAACCAUAGUGGCAUCACCUCUUUGGGAUAUGAAGUGUUCUACAAUAUGAACAGUCUCAAGUCUCUGACACUGAGAGGAAACUUACUGGAUUCAUUGGACAACCGUGUAUUUUACAGCCUAAUUGAUUUAGAACACCUCGAUAUAUCAUAUAAUAAACUGACUUCACUAAACAAAAUCGAGCUGUUUGCUUUUCAAGCUAAUCUAAGAACACUGUUGUUGAGUUUCAACAAAUUAACCACUUUAACUAGGAUGAUAUUCCUUCAUACAAUUAAAUUAGAUUAUCUCGACUUGUCAUUCAAUAAUCUGUAUUUUCUUUCGGAUUAUCUGUUCUCAUCACAGGAACAUCUCUCCACGCUUCUACUGAAUGGCAACAGACUAACUACGAUAAAUAUAACUCUCUUACUUCCGCUUAGAUCAAUAAGGCGUUUUGAACUGUCCGAGAACCCACUUCAUUUUGACUGUAACCUCAGACCAAUAGUGCUCUGGUGUAAAGAGAUGAAGUUGGAUACAGGAACCGCCUUCCACAGGCAGAUGUCAGAAGAUGUAUCUCAAUGGCUGAGAUUAGAAUCCUUCCAGAACUGUUCGGGAAAUGAAAUUCAAGACGCCAUGCUUCCUGCAAGUGGCACUAACUUAACAAAGUCAGAUUAUAUACUGGUGUCAAUGUCCACUCUUUUGUUAGUAGUGCUGGGGUUUGUAAUAUUUACGGUAUUGCAGAUAAUAUGUUGUGCUCUGUUGUACUUUAAGAUGAGACUCAGAUUUGCAGCCAUUGUUGGAGAAGAGAAAAUAAUGCAGUCUGAUACAAGUUCCAACAAUAUUCACCAUUAUGAUUAUAUAUCAAGUCCUAACAUGUCAAACUUACCAGAACUUCCUGCUCGCCCCUCACAAACUGAGUCCUGUGAAAAUAGCGGAAAACUUCACGUAAAUAAAUCUCCGAAACCUGAUAAGUGUGGCAAUGUGCAAACAGCUGCUCUUCAUAUUGCAGAUGAUUUGCAAGAGCCGUGUUUAUGCAUAAGAAACGAUUUGUACGAGGAACAGCUGCUUAUGGUUGAAUCUGUUGAUAAUAAAUCGCAUCAUGCUCUUGUUGAAACUCCGAGAAUUACAGAAGAGGAGAAGAAGUAAUUAAAAAUAAAUCAUAGGCGCAUGGGUAUAUGUAUAUAUAUAUAUAAUUGUUAUAUUGUUGUUGUGGUAGAUUUGUAAUCUAUCUCUCCAUCAAAUCGGACAUUUACACAACGGAGUCGCCCGUUAAAUAGUAUCAAAUAGUAUCAAAUAUUAAAUAAUAACAUACAACAUAACAACGUACCUCCAAACACUACAUCAGCCAUUGUGUAUAUAAUAUGUCCGUAUACCUAUUACAUGUAUUACGAAUGCAACUACCAACUUCCAAGUAACAUCGCAUAUACAAUUUUUAACUAUACUUUUGACUAUGUAACUGAUCAAUUAAGAUUUUAACUUUUAUUGUAAUUUAUAUUUGAAUUCACUCAUAUCAUUUUAUACAAUUGUAUAUACUCGGAAGUUUAGCACUGUGACAUAUAUUUAACAUGCAAUUCAAUAACGAAAAGUUUAAUGUAUUAGCCUGAUGAUGGCUCUAUUGAAGGCUGAAACAUGUAGCAAAGUUAUCUUUUAGAGCUGCUUACAAGUGUUAUUGAUGUUGUGUUGUGACGGUUUUAAUGAAGAAAUAUUUAUAUUUUGACAUUAUUAUAGUUUUAAAACUAUUUUAUUUUCGUGUAGAGUAUUGAUAGCCAUAACAUUUUUUAUUUCCGGUUCAUAAGAAUAUUCAUGGGCGAUCCUCACAAAGAGGACCAGCGAGUUACACGCAGUCUGAGAACCGCUAGUUGCUGACCGCUGUCUGUUGUAAUCCUAGCUUCAAUAAUAACACCUACUAAGAUCUGGAAGCUGCCCGAAGCCUACUGUGACGUUAUCAACUUAUGAAUAUUCAGCGGAAGUUCCUUAGUUCAUAAAAGCACAAUAUCUGGUCACGCAGAAGCUAUAUCGCCUCAGUUGCUUCAUAUUUACAUGUAUCAGUUUGAGGGAAGAAAUGCCGCUUGGCAUAUAUAACGAAUCAGACACGAAUGUAUUUCAAAAUACCUUAAUCUCAUUUAAGACCUUGCAAUUUUUCUGUUCUUAACAGUGCAAUGCUCUUUCACAUUCAGUGUUAAAAACGAUAGCUAUAUGUUUCUUGCUGUACCCGAAGAGAAAAUCAUCUUCGGAAGUUGAGUAGAAAGCAGCACAUUAAAUGUUUAUUGGAAUCUAA
Messenger RNA from Cryptotermes secundus, 2775 nucleotides. RefSeq names its product SLIT and NTRK-like protein 2. The coding region runs from base 222 to 1643 and encodes 473 amino acids. Lineage: Eukaryota; Metazoa; Arthropoda; Insecta; Blattodea; Kalotermitidae. The record is from RefSeq and is a predicted model, not a curated record. Gene Ontology annotation, molecular function: protein binding. Gene Ontology annotation, cellular component: extracellular matrix. The transcript has 3 exons.